GCAGAGCAAGCAAAGUGUUGUGACUUGUGAUUAGUCUGAUUCCUAUUCCAAACGCAGUUUCAAUAAGCCAACUCAGAAGAGAGAUGCAGACCGUAUCGGUGGACGAGACCAAAAACACGGUGGUGCUACGUGCUGAGCACCGGGACGAGGAAGGCCGAAAAGUCGCCGACAAGAUCGAGCUGAAGACGCGAAACCCGGAGACGAUCAAGCAAGUCGAGAAGAAGCUGAUGGACAAAGGGGUGCAACGUAUGGAGAGGCACCCGGCCGACGGGAUCCCGCUCAAGCGACAGCCGAAGUCCGGCCACGGCGGGAAGUACACGUGGGAGGGGCCUGAUCGGGUGGAGGAUUACGAGAUGCAGCCAGAUCCGCCGGCGAUGGACGAAGGCGACCCGAACUACGACGAGGAGCAGACGAAGAAGGACACCGGCGGUGGUGGUGAUGACGUUGCGGCGGAGGUUGUGAAAGGAGAGGUUGAGGUGGCGAAGGAAGCGCCGACGGGUGUGGCUAGGGUCGAGGUUGAUCCUCGCUUGAUCAGCUCUACUUGAGUUAGGAAGGACGAAAGUGUUGGGGCAAAUGUGCGAAGGAAGAUGAACUUUUGGGGUUGGAUUUCUAAUUUCAGAGUUGUGAUGUUUUAAUGUAUUAGCGACGUGGAACGCUAUUUGUGUAAAGAAAUAAUAUUUUCACUUGUUAAUCAUGUUAAAUCUGUUCUCAUGA
Molecule: messenger RNA, 714 nt
Organism: Raphanus sativus (radish)
Lineage: Eukaryota; Viridiplantae; Streptophyta; Magnoliopsida; Brassicales; Brassicaceae
Exons: 1
Coding region: 84-545 (153 amino acids)
Source: RefSeq, a predicted model, not a curated record